AUGUCUGACAGUCACUUGGAGGGUCCUCACGUCGCUGUUCCGGAGUCCGGUUCUUCGAAGAUGGUCGAUCGUUUGAACUCGCCGUCAUUGUCGCAUUUGUUUGCCAGAGAAAUCUUUCUGACUCCGUUGGUUACUCCUCUUUUUACAGACGUCAAGGCGUAUCUCGGCUACUUCAAUUUCUUCUUCAUUCGCGAAACGACCGGCUACCGUGAAAUUGGUGGUCUGGAAGCGUUCGUGCAUUCGUCAGUGACGGAAAUCUUUCACAUUGUGCAGGCGCACGUGGCUGCUUCCGGGGGACAUGGCAUACUUGGCUUUAAAGUGAGCAUCAAUGACCUGUCGUGUAACCCAGGACGAAAUCAGGCGCAGUUCCUCCUCGGAGUCAGUGGCGACAUCGUUACGACUGUUUAG
Messenger RNA from Soboliphyme baturini, 408 nucleotides. NCBI's taxonomy places the organism in Eukaryota, Metazoa, Nematoda, Enoplea, Dioctophymatida, Soboliphymatidae. The record is from the annotation of a GenBank genome assembly.